GGAGAUGUAACGAGUGCCGACGAUUUUGCAAAGUUUUUAAACUUAAACACUACUCAAGAGGCCAUACAUGUGGGCUGUACUGCAUAUUCGUCGACAAACACAACAGUUUUUACUUCUCUAACCGAAGAUGAAUUUUCUUCAGUUAAGCCCUGGUUUACAACACUUAUCGAUAAUUAUAAAGUACUCAUAUAUAGCGGUCAAUUGGAUAUUAUCGUUGCCACGACUCUCACCGAGAAUUUUCUUCAAAGUUUAGAGUGGAAACAUUCAAAAGAGUACUCAAUGGCCAACCGAUUGGUCUGGAAGUUAGAUAAGGGGGACACAGAAGUGACCGGUUAUGUGAAACGCGUGGCAAACUUUACCGAAAAAAUCACAGAUCAAUGCUUUGAAUCACAGCGUGUACUUAUGCACUUCAUCAUUGGCGACACCAUCUAUCUCAGAUGUCAUAUCAUAGGCUUUGAUGUCAUCCUCUCCGCCCUCAUCGGUAUAGCGAACGAUAUUCUCUCUCACGUCGUCUUCAGUCGAGUCGUUGGCCUUCUUAUGUCUCUU
Molecule: messenger RNA, 546 nt
Organism: Medioppia subpectinata
Lineage: Eukaryota; Metazoa; Arthropoda; Arachnida; Sarcoptiformes; Oppiidae
Source: the annotation of a GenBank genome assembly